Molecule: messenger RNA, 909 nt
Organism: Rotaria sp. Silwood1
Lineage: Eukaryota; Metazoa; Rotifera; Eurotatoria; Philodinida; Philodinidae
Source: the annotation of a GenBank genome assembly
AUGUCUGGCUUCAGAAAUCUUUUUGGUAGAGACUAUGCAGAAGAUAAUCUUCGAAUUAUAAUAACUCGUCAUGGUGAACGUGCUGAUCUAGCAUUAGGACCACAUUGGUACAGUGUUUUACGAAGAGCUGGUGGUCGUCAUUCUCUAGUAUCAUAUUUAGCACAUCGACCAGAUUCUAGUGAAUGGAAAUAUGAUCCACCAUUAACGAUUCGUGGUGAAAAUCAAAGUAAAUCUACUGGUCGAAAAUUACUUCAACUUGGCUAUCCAAUUGAUUAUUGUUAUGCAUCACCUGCUUAUCGAUCCAUACAAACAGCAAAUAAAAUUCUUGAAAGUCAAGGACGAAAAGAUAUACCAAUCAAUAUUGAACCUGGUCUUUUCGAAUGUUCAUCGUGGCAUUUCGUUGCACCAGUUUCAUUUAUACCACCUGAAUAUUUAGCAAUGGAUAGACAUUUUAAUAUCGAUCCAUAUUAUACACCAUUAUAUGAUAGUGUUGAUGCAACAGAAGAUGAAGGACUUUAUUAUCAACGUUCACAGCGUGUUAUUGAUGCCAUUGUUAAAACACAUAAAAAUCAAGGUGGUACUAUUUUAUUAUCUGGACAUGCUGGUUCAAUUGAAGCAAUAUCACGUGGUAUGCUUGGUCGUCGUGCACGACCUGAACGCCUUCAAUAUGAAGCUGGCAAGGUUGAUUAUUGUAAUUUUGCUAUUCUCGAACGUGAUGCAUAUUCACGUCAAUGGCUUGUUCAGUCACCAUUAACAAAUGAAAAUUAUUAUGGUGAACAUGAACAUCUUCGAAGUACAAUACCACUUCAUAGAGCUACUUCACAAUUUAUGGCAACAAAUCUAUUAAGAGGAUCGGCUUCAUUUGCAAGAUAUUAUCCAUAUAAAAACGAUUCGUAUCGUUAUUAUUAA